Purpureocillium takamizusanense is the source of this 444-nucleotide messenger RNA. RefSeq lists its product as uncharacterized. The transcript has a single exon. The coding region runs from base 1 to 444 and encodes 147 amino acids. NCBI's taxonomy places the organism in Eukaryota, Fungi, Ascomycota, Sordariomycetes, Hypocreales, Ophiocordycipitaceae. Gene Ontology annotation, cellular component: extracellular region. The record is from RefSeq and is a predicted model, not a curated record.
AUGCGUCUCACCGACACCAAAGCGGUAGCAGUCGCGGCAGUCGGUCUCGUCGCGGCGGCGGGCGGCGCCUCGGCCGAGGGCAUCAACUGCUACGGGCGCAACACGCUCUGCCGCAGCGGCGACACGCACAACUUUGCGCGCAAGAGCAUCGGGAUCCCCGAGCGGCGCAUCUACCGCAACGGCGAGCACAUCAUCUGCGACCAGAUCCUGUCGAUAGGGACGGGCGUGUGCGUCUUCCUGCAGCACCUGCCCGCGCCCAAGAACGAGCUGGGCGUCACGGGCAAGGAGAUCAAGCGCCUGCUCGAGGCGCUCGACUCGUACGGCUGCGACAAGUGCGGGAGCGUGCCCCUGGGGUUCCCCGAGUCGAACAACUGGGAGCUGUCGGGCGAGCUGACCAUCAACUACGUGCGGUAUGUGAAGGGGUGCACGAAUAUAUGCAGUUAG